Molecule: messenger RNA, 4130 nt
Organism: Sciurus carolinensis (gray squirrel)
Lineage: Eukaryota; Metazoa; Chordata; Mammalia; Rodentia; Sciuridae
Gene: Edar
Product: ectodysplasin A receptor
Exons: 12
Coding region: 252-1601 (449 amino acids)
Biological process (GO): positive regulation of canonical NF-kappaB signal transduction; positive regulation of JNK cascade
Cellular component (GO): plasma membrane
Molecular function (GO): signaling receptor activity
Source: RefSeq, a predicted model, not a curated record
GCAGUCAAGGAAAGUUCCCGGGAGCCCUUUAAAACAGAAAGGAAGUGGGACUGACGACAGAUGUGUGCCUGUUCUUUGCACCCCUGUUGGUCCCUGGGACGUGGAGCACCUGCUUGUGAGAGCACACCAGGCAGCCACCUGUGAAACCUGGCGUCACAUGCAGGACCUGCCUGGCUUUCUUCAUAGACCCAUGUCCUGCUUGUACUAGAAGCUGACCUCACACUGAGGACCAGGUGAACUCCCGGGAGAGCAUGGCCCACGUGGAGGACUCUAGGUGGACGCCCUGGCUCCCCGUCCUGGUGGCGUCCCUGAUGUGUUCGGCCGGAGCAGAGUACUCCAACUGCGGCGAAAACGAGUACUACAACCAGACCACAGGGCUGUGCCACCAGUGUCCCCCCUGCGGGCCAGGGGAGGAGCCAUACAUGUCCUGUGGCUAUGGCACCAAAGACGAGGACUACGGCUGCGUGCCCUGCCCAGCAGAGAAGUUUUCCAAGGGAGGCUACCAGAUCUGCAGGCGCCACAAAGACUGCGAGGGCUUCUUCCGGGCCACAGUGCUGACACCGGGGGACAUGGAAAAUGAUGCCGAGUGUGGGCCGUGUCUCCCUGGUUACUACAUGUUGGAAAACAGGCCCAGGAACAUCUACGGCAUGGUCUGCUACUCCUGCCUCCUGGCUCCCCCCAACACCAAGGAAUGUGUGGGAGCCACUCUGGGGGUUUCUGCCAACUCCCCCAGCACCUCUGGCGGCAGCACCCUGUCCCCCUUCCAGCAUGCCCAUAAAGCAGAACUCUCGAGCCAAGGACACCUAGCCACCGCCCUGAUCAUCGCCAUGUCCACCAUCUUCAUCAUGGCCAUCGCCAUCGUCCUCAUUAUCAUGUUCUACAUCAUGAAGACAAAGCCUUCGGCCCCAGCCUGCUGCACCAGCCCCCCAGGGAAGAGCGUGGAAGCCCCCGUGAGCAAGGACGAGGAGAAGAAAGAGGCCCCAGACAGUGUGGUGAUUUUCUCUGAGAAGGAUGAAUUUGAGAAACUGACAGCAACUCCAGCAAAGACCACCAAAAGUGAGAAUGAUGCCUCCUCUGAGAACGAGCAGCUGCUGAGCCGGAGCGUGGACAGUGAUGAGGAGCCGGCCCCCGACAAGCAGGGCUCCCCGGAGCUGUGCUUGCUGUCGCUGGUGCACCUGGCCAGGGAGAAGUCUGCCACCAACAAUAAGUCAGCUGGGAUCCAAAGCAGAAGGAAAAAAAUAUUGGAUGUGUAUGCCAAUGUGUGUGGCGUUGUUGAAGGUCUCAGCCCCACAGAGCUGCCCUUCGAUUGCCUGGAGAAGACCAGCCGGAUGCUCAGCUCCACAUACAACUCCGAGAAGGCCGUUGUGAAGACGUGGCGCCACCUUGCUGAAAGCUUCGGACUGAAGAGGGACGAGAUUGGGGGCAUGACGGAUGGCAUGCAGCUCUUCGACCGCAUCAGCACGGCGGGCUACAGCAUCCCAGAGCUGCUCACAAAACUGGUGCAGAUCGAGCGGCUGGAUGCGGUGGAGUCCUUGUGUGCGGACAUCCUGGAGUGGGCGGGCGGGGCGCCGCCCACCUCCCCGCCCCCCACUGCAUCCUGAGGAGCGGCUUUGGACUGUCCUCCGAGGACGAGCUAGGGAUCCAACAAGGCCUCUGCAGUUGUGAGCGGUGCCAUCAGACUGCCACAAUCAAGGCUGCUUCUGAUGCCUCACUGUAUGCCUUCAGCUGCUCCAAGGAGCAAGAGGAAAGGAGGCCUGUCUUCCAAGCUAACGAAAGAUAAAGGAUUAGUGUGAGGGUGCUCCUGGUUCCCCACCUGACCUCGCCAGGCAGAAUAUUUGUUCAUUGAUUGGGCCAGCCAGCCAGCCCAUCGUGAAUUCAUUCAAAGACACUGUUGGGUACUCAACCACGUGGGGACAAUAGAGGUGAAGAAUCUGGCCCUGCUUUAAGGAUCUUACACUCAGUGGAAGACAGAAGAUACGUCUAUGAACCACUUUGCAAGAAGAGAUCAAAUGAGCUACAUGAGGGGACACUGAGAAAAUGGAAUGAAGGUUCUAAGAAGAGUGGUUUCCCACAGGGGUGAGGAAGGAGGGCAUCCACGGAGAAAGCAGCUCCAAAGUUUUAGUCAAAUGGUUACAAGUGCAGAUCCCAUUCCAUUUAUUGUUUCAGGGAGAGCCCAGUCUGCUGAUGUCCGUGUGGUUUCAUUGGGAUAACCUGAGCUGUUUCAAGGUCACCCACGUUCCUAUAGGCCGUGCAGCGACCUCACUCACUCUGUGUCCUGCUGUCACAUGCAAUUCGUGUAUCUGUCCAAUCAAGGAGAUGUGUGGUGCUUGACUAUAGGGAUCCUAGGCCUAGGGACCUGAGGGUUCUGGAUUGCGUAUGAAUGGCCUUCCCCCUCUCGCCCUUAGGCAGACUUGAUCCUUUUGGGGCAGCAACACUCAAGGACACAAGCAGUUUAAAUUAUGAUGUGUCCAGCAACAUUUUUGCCUUAAACAAAUAUGAGUGGUCAGCUCUACUUAGGGACAUGAAGACCUCCUGAGAGUUCAGUGUCCCAGACAUGUGGAUGAGGUCGUGUUGUAAGAGUUUCAGACUCAGUUCUCUGAGCCAAUCAGGGACAGUAGAGCCGGUGGUGCAAUGCAGAGUCUGGGAUUGGGUCCUGGGCUAUUUUCUUCUCCUCCCUCAACCUCGGUUUUACUUCUGCAAAUGAGAGGUUGACCUUUAAUUCUGUAGUCAGGAAAAGUAAGGCUCAGGUGAGCAAAAAGAAAGCAGAGCCAGGAAUUGUGGUACACACCUGUAAUCCCAGUGAUUUGGGAGGCUGAGACAAGAGGAGCUCAAGUUCAAGGCCAGCCUCAGCAACUUAGAAAGACCCUGUCUCAAAAUAAAAAGGUCUGGGGAUGUAGCUCAGUGGUACAAUGCCCCUGGGGCCAAUCCCCAGUCAAAAGAACAAAAACAAAAACAAAAACAAAAAAUGAAGAAAGGAAGAAAAGAAAAGAAAGGAACUGCCUGGCCCUAGAGGUACUCCAGGGAGCAAAUAAAGUGAGGGUCAUCAAGCAGAACGGGAAUAAAAACAGAAAAACUCACAAUUGGCGUCUUCACAGUAACUGCAAUUGUUUGACAGAACAUUCAUAGAGAUAAAGUUAACAAACUGGCAUUGUUCUUGGCAGAUUCUCUUAUUCCACCUGCAGUUGCCAAGAGCUGGGGAGCCAGGGUAAUGAUCACUCCGGGGGGUUAAUGUUGAGCUUGCUGCUCAGCCCCCUCGUGAUAAGUGACUGUGGUGAUUACUAAAUUAAAAUAAAGUCUCUGACUUACAAAGCGAUGCUUUGAAAAUUGUAAGUCGCAUGACUGAACCAACGCUUUGGGGGGAAGUCAGUCAGUCGUGUGUUUAAAGCCAACAAGCAAUUCCCGACCACUGAAUGUGGGACGUACUGUGAGAGGGUCAUAAUUAGGCCCUGAAUAUUUAAUGUCAUCAUUUACUGUGUCUGUUUGCUGCUGUUUUUUCUGAGUCUAUCUGGUGUAUCCUGCAAGCUAAAUACUCCGCAGCAAAGCUUAAUUAUCCUUUUAAUUCCUGUUCGAAAUCCUGUGGUGCCCCUUUCCCCCUGCUUUGCAAUAAUGAUGAUGAGAGUCUACCCUUAAUUAGACUGAAAAUGUCACAUGUGAUGAGAGAGUAGGCCCAGGAUAACGGCUCCAAGCCUCCUUUAAAUGUUCUUAGGGAAGGCCGUUCUGGGCUGCUGGAGGCUGGCCUCACCUGACCCUAUUGGAGACCAAAGGUCCAGCCAACAUGGAGCCUGUGCUGUUGGCUCUCAACCUGCUGUUCUUCAGGAGCUUGUCCUUAAAUGGUUGCACAUUCCCUUGUCAUUUACUUAUUUAGAAAUAAAUCCAAGGAAGGUUUGUUCCAAAGAGAUUUUGCCUACUCUAGGGAAUUCAUAAUCAAUGAGACCAAAAUGAUUCUUACUGACCAAAACUGAGAUUCUCCACCCUGCCAUUUUCUCUGUAAACAGUCCAAUUUUGCAAUAUGUAAAAGGAUUUAAUAAACACCCCAGGCUAGGUCUGUGGCCUUUAGCCAGUGAAGUCUUAAUUGUGGACAUUUUUAUCUAUUUCUGUAUAUAUAACUUAUUAGAUUUUAUAAUCACAAU